Messenger RNA from Canis lupus familiaris (dog), 2484 nucleotides. It is a transcript of the gene BAMBI, whose product is annotated as BMP and activin membrane bound inhibitor. The transcript is spliced from 3 exons. Bases 87 to 869 code for a protein of 260 amino acids. Gene Ontology annotation, biological process: positive regulation of canonical Wnt signaling pathway; transforming growth factor beta receptor signaling pathway; negative regulation of transforming growth factor beta receptor signaling pathway. NCBI's taxonomy places the organism in Eukaryota, Metazoa, Chordata, Mammalia, Carnivora, Canidae. Gene Ontology annotation, molecular function: frizzled binding. The record is from RefSeq and is a predicted model, not a curated record.
CGGCGCCCGCCGCCCCGGGAGCACCCAUGCCCCGCGCGCUCCGGGCGCCGUAGGUUGCAGCUGCGCCGCGGCCGCGGGGGGCGUCAAUGGAUCGCCAUUCCAGCUACAUCUUCAUCUGGCUGCAGCUCGAACUCUGCGCCAUGGCCGUGCUGCUCACCAGAGGUGAAAUCAGAUGCUACUGUGAUGCUGCCCACUGCGUGGCAACUGGUUAUAUGUGUAAAUCUGAGCUGAGCGCCUGCUUCUCUAGACUUCUUGAUCCUCAGAACACAAAUUCCCCGCUCACCCAUGGCUGCCUGGACUCUCUCGCAAACACGGCAGACAUCUGCCAAGCCAAACAGGCACGAAACCACUCUGGCACCACCAUGCCCACAUUGGAAUGCUGUCAUGAAGAUAUGUGCAAUUACAGAGGGCUGCAUGAUGUGCUCGCUCCUCCCAAGGGGGAGGCCUCAGGACAAGGAAACCGCUAUCAGCACGAUGGCAGUAGAAACCUCAUCACCAAAGUCCAGGAGCUGACUUCCUCCAAAGAGUUGUGGUUCCGGGCGGCUGUGAUUGCUGUUCCCAUUGCCGGCGGCCUAAUUCUGGUGUUGCUUAUUAUGUUAGCCUUGAGGAUGCUUCGAAGUGAAAACAAGAGACUGCAGGAUCAACGGCAACAGAUGCUGUCCCGUUUGCACUACAGCUUCCAUGGACACCAUUCCAAAAAGGGGCAGGUGGCAAAGUUAGACUUGGAAUGCAUGGUGCCAGUGAGCGGGCAUGAGAACUGCUGUCUGACCUGUGACAAAAUGAGACAAGCAGACCUCAGCAACGAGAAGAUCCUCUCGCUCGUCCAUUGGGGCAUGUACAGUGGGCACGGGAAGCUGGAAUUCGUAUGACGGAGUCUUACCUGAACCGAAGUUCUUGGACGCUUGAAGGCUUUGAGUUCUGCUGGACAGGAGCACUUUAUCUGAAGAAAAAAACGGACUCACGGAAUCCCCUUUGAGAGACAAAAUGACCUCUGCAAACAGAAUCUUGGAUAUUUCUUCUGAAGGAUUAUUUGCACAGACUUAAAUACAGUCAAAUGUAUUAUUUGCUUUAAAAUUAUAAAAAGCAAAGAGAAGACUAUGUACACACUGUUACCAGGGUUAUUUGCAUCUGAGCGAGCUGGAAUCGAGUACCUAAAUAACCUAAAAUGUGCUCUGUGUAAGCUCCAACAUCUUGAUUUAUUGUAAAGAUUUAAAAAAAUAUAUAUAUAUAUUUUGUCUGGAAUUUAGCAGUGUCUUGUCAUAAAUUAAAAACUAAGUGGGAAGCAUAAGAAACUCCGUGUUAAUGAUACAAAUGAAGACCUGUUGUUGCUCAGUUAGGUCUCGACUAUGCUUUGGCUUGAUUUCUUUGUUUUUUUUUUUGGUUUUUUUGUUUUUGUUUUUGUUUUGUUUUUGUUUGUUUUAAAGCAAGACUGAGAUCUUGUUUAUUCUUACAUGCAUAUUCAUCGUUUCCUUACAGUAUGGAGAAUUUCUAAAUGUGUACUGCCCACCAUUCAGUGUCUUCCCCACAUUUUUUUGUUAGAAUAAUCCUGAUGUUUAGCUUUCACCUAAGAGAAAUCUUAAACUUCCUUAUACCAGGUCAGAUAUGAUGGAUCAGUGUCUGGAGCUGCCUUAUUAACAAAGAUAAUAUUCAUCAACUUAAUCCAGUUGCUCUGGAAUGCUUUUUAGAAUGUGUCUACCUCCAACCAAAAAAAGAAAAACCGAACCAAACCUGCUCAACGAAACUUUUUCUUGUAGUUAAUGUUAGUGACUGUCUACUUCUACUGUUCGUUAAUCAGUUGACUUUGUCUCAGACCAAAUGCAAUUUUUUGGAUUUCAAAUUAGCCAAACUUGAUUGUGUCAUGCUCCUAGUUUUCAAGCCUUCCUUCGAUGCAGUGUUCUACUCACAUUUUUUUUUUUUCUUAAUGUUUAGAAAGGGUGUCAAUAGUGAACAUAUUUGUAUCAAUUGGGAUUUAAAGAACAGGCAGGCAAUGCCACUAGGGCUCCUUGUCCUCCACAGUGGUGACUUCAGCCACUGAUAGACUAAGUAAUAGUGUGUCCACUCCUGCAGGACUUUAUGCCUGGCAAUAACUGCUCAGCCUGAAUUUAAACCCAUGCCACAUUUGUGUAUUUUUUCCUCCAAAUAGGUCUUUGUUAGCCUCCAUGUGAGAAGAAUUUGCCAUGUAGGAUUCUUUUUGAUUCUUUAUUUGUAUAUUUGAAACUUUUGCUUAAAAAUUAACCUCUAGUUCUGCAUAUUUGAGUAUGGGGUUUUCUGAGUGUUAAAGGAUUGUGUGCGCAUAUUUGGGGGAUUAUUUUAUGAUCAGCAUAAUUUGAGUCCCUUAAGACAGAGGCAGUAGCCAAGUUCAUGGAAGAAUUGGGAGUUGAAAUGCCUAGUCUAAAAACGAGUACCUAGAUCAUUUAAUAAUUAAUAGACCACAGCCCCAUACAAAGUAGGCUAUGGAAUAAAUACACAUUUUAAUAAAUGACA